GAUCUGUGGGCUUUGGUCGGGGGUCUUAAAUUUGAGGCACAUUUCUCCGGUCAUGCUGAUCUGAGGUCGGGUGAACCUGAAGCCGCUCGCGCGCCGGGCGGAGCCCCGCCCCCCUCCUCUCGCCGGCCGAAGCGAGCAGCGAGCUGCUGCCCCGCAGAGUAAAAUGGCCGAGAAGCAGAAGCACGAAGGCCGGGUGAAGAUAGGACACUACAUCCUGGGGGACACGCUCGGAGUGGGCACCUUCGGCAAAGUGAAGAUUGGAGAGCACCAGCUUACAGGACACAAAGUUGCUGUUAAGAUUCUGAACAGGCAGAAGAUCCGCAGUCUCGAUGUGGUCGGCAAAAUCAAACGAGAGAUCCAGAACCUCAAGCUGUUCCGACAUCCACACAUCAUCAAGCUGUACCAGGUGAUCAGCACUCCCACAGACUUCUUCAUGGUGAUGGAAUACGUGUCUGGAGGAGAGCUCUUUGAUUAUAUCUGUAAGCAUGGAAGGGUGGAGGACAGUGAGGCAAGACGAUUGUUCCAGCAGAUCAUCUCAGCAGUGGACUACUGUCACAGACACAUGGUGGUGCACAGAGACCUGAAGCCAGAGAACGUGCUACUGGAUGGAAGCAUGAAUGCAAAGAUUGCUGACUUUGGCUUGUCAAACAUGAUGUCUGAUGGGGAGUUCUUGAGAACAAGCUGUGGAUCACCUAACUAUGCAGCUCCAGAGGUCAUCUCUGGAAGACUCUAUGCAGGUCCAGAGGUGGAUAUCUGGAGCUGUGGCGUGAUCUUGUAUGCACUGCUUUGUGGAACUCUGCCCUUCGAUGAUGAGCACGUUCCCACACUCUUUAAGAAGAUCCGUGGAGGAGUUUUCUACAUCCCGGAAUACCUCAACCGCUCUGUGGCCAGCCUGCUGAUGCUCAUGCUUCAAGUGGACCCUCUGAAGAGAGCCACAAUCAAAGACAUAAGAGAGCACGAGUGGUUUAAGCAGGAUCUGCCUGGCUACCUGUUUCCUGAAGACCCCUCCUAUGACAGCACAGUGGUGGACGAGGAGGCUGUGCGGGAGGUGUGUGAGAAGUUUGAGAGUACGGAGGCAGAGGUUCUUAGCAGCCUGUACAGCGGAGACCCUCAGGACCAGCUGGCUGUGGCCUACCAUCUCAUUAUUGACAACCGUCGCAUCAUGAAUCAGGCUAGCGAGUUCUACCUGGCCUCCAGCCCCCCGACAGGCUCCUUCAUGGAGGAAGGUAUGCCCCUGCCCCCAGGAGUGAAGCCUCACCCUGAAAGGAUGCCGCCCCUUCUGGCUGACAGUCCAAAGGCCAGGUGCCCCCUGGAUGCCCUGAACACCACAAGACCCAAACCACUGGCUGUGAAGAAAGCCAAGUGGCACCUCGGGAUCCGCAGCCAGAGCAAGCCAUAUGACAUCAUGGCUGAGGUAUACCGUGCCAUGAAGCAGCUCGAGUAUGACUGGAAGGUUGUGAACCCGUAUCACCUGAGAGUGCGCAGAAAGAAACCAGUCACUGGUAAUUUUGUGAAGAUGAGCCUGCAGCUUUACCAGGUGGACAACCGUAGCUAUCUACUGGACUUCAAGAGCAUUGAUGAUGACAUCAUUGAGCAGAAAUCCGGUUCGUCCACUCCUCAGCGCUCCGGCUCGGCCGCCGGCCUCCACCGGCCCCGCCUCAGCAUCGACUCUGCGACCGUUGCUGUGGAGAUGCCGCAGCUGAGCAGCUCGCUGCCGGGCUCUCUCCCGGGUUCUCUGCCUGGUUCUCUGCCGGGCAGCAUGCCAAUGUUGGCACCACGCCAGGGCAGCCACACCAUGGACUUUUUCGAGAUGUGCGCCAGCCUCAUCACUACAUUGGCUCGCUGAGCUACACACACACACACACACACACACACACACACAUACAUUUACACACACACAUUUACACACAGUGAUGGGAACCCCUGAGGAAGCUAGGGGUCAAAAGUUAUGGAUCAUGGCCUCUUGAGCAGGGGUCACAUGUAAGUCGGACCCUCUGCAGAGCCUGCAGCCACAAUUACGUUUCACUCACAUUACUCUCAGCCAUAAUAGCAAAAUUCUCCAGCAGGCCACAGAGCCCUUCAUCUGUUUUAUUGUUUUUAUAUAUACAUCUAUAUAUAUAUAUAUAAUGUUUUGAUAACACUGAUUAUGUUAUACAUGUAUUAUACAGUCUAUUUAUAAGACUCGCAUAUAGAUCACUUUAGUCAAACUGCUGUUGAUUGCGAUGACAUACCAAAAAUUAAGUUUAUAUGCAUACAAAGAGAGGUGAUUAUAAUUUAGUUAGAUAUCAGAUUAUUUAUUAUUCAGAGAUUAUUUAUGCUAUUUAGUUGCAUUAUUUAAUCUAACCUGUGGAGCGAGUUUGGAAUUAAGAGCAAGUGUUCUGAGCAGCGGAUGUUAGCGUUGAGGCAAUACGUGCAUGUAAAGCACUUUGAGCACAAAACUCAGUAUCAUCAUUGCUUUACUUGCAUUGGCAGGGGUUUAUAUGCAGUUAUUCAAGUGAUUUUACAUUUACUUAUCACUAAGUGUGACGUGGCAUUUUCACUGUUUAGUGCUUUGCCCCUCUCUGUUCCUUUCCUACUGACUAUUAGUCAUGUCAUAGACUCAUAGAGUGGGAUAGGUUUGUGUGAUGAUGCCUUAAAUCCGUGGAAGUGCACCGCUAUGAAAAGACGAAGGUGUUGGGCGGGAAGCGGAGGGGAUAGCCAAAGCCUAAACAUGGUGCCUUGUUUUGGCUAAAAGAGGCAGAGCACAGAGUGGGAGAUAGUGGGUGGGAGAGUUUGACUGGGUGCUGUGUUCAGCUAAGCCUGAGACUCCAGACUGCACCACACAUUGGCCUUGGCCUCAAAGGGGAAAUGCAGUAUAAGAGAGAGAGAGAGAUUUACAGCCUGAUAUAUAUGAGAGAGAGUUAGAGACAGUAUAUAGUGAAAGGAAUAUUUAGGCGGUAAAAGUGGCCCAAAUCUGAUUUUCUCAGCAAUUUUGACAUUUAUUUUAAACUCGUUACACAAUUUUUUUUUUAUCCCACUUUUCUUCCCAAUUUAGCUAUGCCGAUAAUCCCACCCACAUUUUCUUUUAGCUGUACUUCCCCUAUCACUAGUUUCACAUGUUUCCUCUGAUGCAGCAUUGCUGAGUUUUCAGAGGAAAGUGCAGCGACUCGGUUCUGAUACAUCAGCUCACAGACGCCUUGUGCUGAUCAACAUCACCUUAGGAGUAAUGUGGGGAGAGAGCACCAUUUACCCACCCAGAGAGAGAGCAAGGCCAAUAAUGCUCUCUCAGAGCUUCAGCAGCCGAUGGCAAGCUGCAUGACCGGGAUUGGACACACUACCUUUUUAAUAUAACCUAUAACUGACAUUCAUCUGAAUUCAUCAGAUUUUGAUCAAAGACAUUAUAUCAAAUGAUUAUGCAGACCGUUACCACUGAAUCCCUCACUCACUGCUUUUGUCCAUUUCGCCUUCCCCUCCUUACAUUCAUGUUUAAAAAGACUUGGAUUUGGGCCACCUUACCUACUGGGAAAACAUAGCCAAAGAGCAGUGUUCUUCAAUCCUGGUCCUGGUGCUCCCGCCGUCCUAUUACAUUAUAGAUGAAUAUCCAUAUAGAGGAAUGUCUGCUUUAACACACCACCUGCAACUCUAAAUGGCUUGUAAAUGAGCUGAUUAGUUGAAUCAGGUGUGCUUAGAGACAAGAAAGCCAUACAUUUACAGGGCAGGGGGUGCCAGGACCAGGAUUGAAGAUCCCUGUUUUAGAAUCUGAGAGAGACGAAAGUGAAAAGAUUUACAAAGAAAGGUAAAAUUGCUCAUGUGCAGUAGUUACAUUUUUUAUUUCCCCUUUGAAAUAUGAUUUUACUCUGAACCUGAGAUGGAGUGCAUUCGGUGACACUGGUCAAAGAAACAAAAGCCACAAGCAUUUAAGAAUUAAAACCAUGCACACCUCCCUUAGGUGCCUUAAAUGGAACACGUACCCUUUAGUUUGUGAUGGAUUCUGCUUUAAGAUUUAAGAUGUUUUAUUUGUGUGUUUGUUAAAUGUGUAUAUGUGCGUGUGUAUAACUGAAGUACUGUAGAUGUAUUUAUUAGUCGUAUAUUUAUUUAACCUCACUUCUGGAAUGUUACCGUCAGGGCCUUUAAUGGUUUGCUAACCAGGGCUCUGGCUACUGUUAAACAAAUGAGAUCACGGAGAGGGACACCGGGAGUUCAGGAAGGUGACGCCUUGUAGGUUCUUUGUGCCAACGUCUCAUGUGAUUAGACUACAACUUAGCCAGGAGGGACAAAGGACACGGCGUGGACUUAAGAGUCACAUUUCCUAAAUAGCAGUACCUCAUGACUCAUUUUUUCCUAAUGCGCAGCAAAUUUAUCCCCAGGAAAAUUUGGUUAUAAAGCAGUGAACAUGCAGAUACUCCAUUUCAGUCAUUAGUUCCUUGUUGGAAAGCACAAGCCAUCAUAUUAAAAGAUAAGACUGUUUAAAGGUAUUUUAACUCCAUUACUACAUUACUUCUCAACAUGGUUUUCAGCAAGAUGAAAACAAGUACUUGUAACUGUAGCCUUCUUAACGCUCGUGUCUUUGUGGAUGAGGUGGUCUUCCUGAAUCUCCCAGGCCCCUCUGUCUAUGUACUGUAAGUAAGUAGGGAAUGGCUUGUGGUGAAUGCAUGCCGUUAAUGUGUUUUGUUCUAUGUUAAGUGUGCUCUUACUGUUACUCAAUAAGGCUGCAGUAAAUCAAUGCACCAUUCAUAAGUGAAUGUAAUAAGCAAAUCACAAACAAUGAAGUGCAGACACUCUAAACAAGAGAGGAAUUGUUUGGUCGAGCCGAGCGGCGGUGACAAGUAUUCCUGAUGUCCGCAGAAAGAUCAGCAGAUACGUUUGUUUAUGGAAGAAGUAGAGACUUGGUUUCUUUUUGAACUCUGCGUGUAUAUGGAGGGGUCAGAGUUAGCUCGGGGCUGUUGCCUUUUCUUUGCCGUGCCACUAGAAAUGCCUCUGUGAGCCUCGCUAGGCCACGGUAAAGCCAAGAACCCGGUAGAGCACAUUCUUCACAUUUCCUCUCUAAUCACCCCGCGAACAGGGGGUGGGUUGGCUGCCUGAAUUAUUACCAGAGGGAUCUGUGCUGCACCUUCUGAGAAAACUGCUGAGGCUAAAUAAUGAUGUUUAUAGCUUGAGGGGAGUUGCUGCCCUCUGCUGUUAGAUUCAUAGCAUUACACUGAAUAACGAAGCUAAACUAAAGGUAUGACAGCCUUGAGACAAAACAUGUUAUUUCUCUUUUAACCAGAUAACUUAAUCUAAUAAUGUGGAUGUUAAAGUCUGCUUUUUUAAAUACAACCAGAUAAUAUUAAUUUUGCAGAAGUAUGCUCUAAGCUAUUUUUUUAUUUUUAUUUUUUUUAUUUAUAACAGUAGUGGAAUUGUGCUAUGUAGAACAGAGCUAUGUGUAGGCCUGUCUGUUUUUUAUCUAUAUAUAUAUUCCCAAAAAUAAUUGUGAUGAACAAUAUUAUCCACGAAUGCAAUGACAUAAAAUUACAAUAGAAUAAUAAUACAAUAACAUGAUUUAAAAAACUAAGUUUUAAUAGUAAUAAUAAUCGUUUUGAGGUCAUGUUCUUUUAUUCUAUGGCAAGUCAGUAACAAUUAUAUUAUAGUGAUAUGCCUAUGUGUUAGGAAGGAAAGGCUUUUUUUUUUCUUGAUUCUUUAAAGUUUUUGUCCAUAAAGAACAAUUUAACCAGACAAAGAACCAUUUUAGUAAUUAAAAUAUAGAAUAAAAAAACGAAGAGCCCUUUUUAAAGGUUCUGUUUGCAGUAUUUUCUGGUAAAUAUUAUUACUGCGAUUUAAUUUGUUUUCUAAGAUUUAAUAAUUGGCUAAGAAGAUUGCUUCUGAUUACAAUUUAAAAAAAAAAGUUCUUCAUAGGUUCUUUAGUAAAGCCAAUUGUCCUGUGCUCUAGUUUCAGAACCAUUUGAAACUUUAAACUAACACCAAAAAGGGUUGUAUAUGUGUGUCACUACUGUUAUGUCGCCCCUAUUUUUAUACCAUAUAUAAUCAAUUUACAUUCUUUUCAAAAACUUACAUAUUAUAAUUUCCACUUUCCCCUUUUAAAGCUUUUAACACAGUGUUGUUGAUGUGAGUAUGGCUAUAAGUGAAACCCUGAUAUACUGGUUUAAAUACAAAAACAUUAACUGUUCAGCCCUAGGUGAAGUUAUCCAAGUUAUUUGAGAAAUGUUGCUUUAAAUAUCCUCCAGUGCUGUCGUCAUGAACAGCACUAUUUGUAGCGAGCUGUUUUAUCUGUCAUAAGUCUUGAUAAAAUUAGCCUUUUCGAAGAAUAGCCAUAUACGAACCCUUUACUUUUGACAGCUUAAUUUAAUGAUUUAUAAUUUAGAUGAUUUAGAUGCUUAAUUUAGAUUCAUAUUUCUUCAUUCAUGAAGUCACGCAAAUUAAAAUGAAUUACAAUAGUAAAUAAAAUACCUGAUUUCUUGCAAAAGAGAGAAAUGAUUAAUAUGCGGUUAUUUGUUUGAAGGUCUCAUAUUUUUGAAGAUGCACAACUGUUUUGUCGUUACAAGCGCAUUUUAUUUUCUACAGUGUGGGCAUUUUUGUCAUGUCGUUGCUGUUUCUUCCAUAAUCUGCAAUCAACACUCCAAGACAAUAAUACUCCUAGCAUGGCAACCAAGUUCCAGUUCAGUACAACUCCAGUGCCUGCAGAUGUCACUUUAGUUCAGUAUGCUCUCUGUCUAAAGAGGGAUCCUUUUUGCUGCCUAUACUAUGCUGUGUAAGUGUGUGUAACAUACCUGGUGUGAGACUGUGUUCUGUGUAACUGUGUCUAUAUGUCUCUACAUGUGAGUGUAUCUCUUUCAGUCUGAACGCGUGGUUUGUUUUUACACAAAUUAUGCACUGCAUGGUGUUCCUGUUCUGAUUUGCACUUUAUUAUUUAUUGUACAAAAAGAGAAGUAAAUAGAAAACCUAUAUGCA
Astyanax mexicanus (Mexican tetra) is the source of this 6924-nucleotide messenger RNA. It is a transcript of the gene prkaa2, whose product is annotated as protein kinase, AMP-activated, alpha 2 catalytic subunit. Gene Ontology annotation, biological process: intracellular signal transduction; protein phosphorylation. Bases 164 to 1846 code for a protein of 560 amino acids. The record is from RefSeq and is a predicted model, not a curated record. NCBI's taxonomy places the organism in Eukaryota, Metazoa, Chordata, Actinopteri, Characiformes, Acestrorhamphidae. Gene Ontology annotation, molecular function: protein serine/threonine kinase activity; ATP binding. The transcript is spliced from 9 exons. Gene Ontology annotation, cellular component: cytoplasm.